GCAUUUAGAGACAAGGAUCUAACUAGGCUGCACUUGCCCUGCAAAGGCAUAGUGCAAUAUGUGGAGCCCGCCGUUUAACAUAUUCCGUUGUACUUAUACUGGAGCUUGACAACUCAGUGGCCUUGUAGCGCAUGCACCAAGUAGCAGAGAUGCCCGCGAGCCCUAUACCGCUGUCUACGGCGUUCGUCGGCCUGUCGCUUUUGGAUGGCGGCAGCUUCAUCGCAGACACAGAUAAGCUGCAUGCAGAUGUCAGCAAUGCCAAAUUUCGAAUGUAUAAUUGGGCCUUCUGCAUCUCACAUGGCGAUGAACACAUUGUGUGGGAUCUCGGACUCGAUGAGGAUCGCUCAUUGUACACGCCUUGGGUCAACAAGUUCAUGCUGGAUUAUGUGAAUCCUGCAGGUCCAAGAAAGAGCAUAGUACAGCAGCUGAGCGAGAGAGGUGUAUCGUCUGCCCAGAUUAAAACGAUAAUCUUCAGUCACGCGCACUGGGACCAUUGUCGACCAGUUCGAGAUGCGUUUUCGAAUGUAACGGCAUACUUCGGGCCCGGUACAAAAGCAGGGUGUGCACCAGGACAUCUUGCAGACCCAAUGGCGCAAUGGGAUGGAAGGUUCUUCGACCCUGAGCGAGCGACUGAACGAGCUGAAGAGCUUGGUGGUCCGUGGGCUCCGUUCGGGCCAUUCCAAAAGGCAAUGGAUUUCUUCGGCGACGGCAGCUUUUGGGUAAUUCAAGCGCCUGGGCACAUGCCUGGGAAUUUAUGUGCAGCGGCACGAUUAGAGAGCGGCGACUGGGUCCUGCUAGGCAGCGACUGCUGCCACUCAAGGGGCAUCCUCGAUGGAACCCAUGAGAUCGCGCAGUUCUGCGUGCCGCACCGGCAAGGCACGAUGUCGCUUCAUGCCGAUAUUGAGGCCGCCAAAGACACAAUCUCAAAGAUCCGAGUGCUGGAAAAAGAGCAUGGCUUCCACGUAGCAUUGGCACACGAUGCCGAAUGGCUGAAAAGAGGGUCUGAUAAGGUGCUUCUAGGCCUACUCGAUCCGCAUAUGCAAGUCGCGGCUAGAGAGCGAAUACCAAAAGAAGAGGUAGCCUAAUAGGAUAUGUGGCAUUGUAGUUGGGAUGGGAGUGACGGGUGCCCAGGAAGUACGCGGAAGGCAGGCACGACUCGAAGCAGACCUGUACUCGCGAUGUUUGGC
This is a messenger RNA of Paraphaeosphaeria sporulosa, 1187 nucleotides long. RefSeq names its product Metallo-hydrolase/oxidoreductase. Bases 132 to 1085 code for a protein of 317 amino acids. The transcript is spliced from 4 exons. Lineage: Eukaryota; Fungi; Ascomycota; Dothideomycetes; Pleosporales; Didymosphaeriaceae. The record is from RefSeq and is a predicted model, not a curated record.